AUGGAUCAAGAGUUAAAUUUUACAUAUGUAACUCUGGACUGGUAUGUGGACAUUAACAAGUACAGAUAUAUUUUCUUUUUUAUUAUGUUUGCAUUAUAUAGUCUAAUAAUCUGCACUAAUUCUACUAUUAUGUACAUAAUCUGCAUUCAUAAAAACCUUCAUGAGCCUAUGUACAUUUUCAUUGCAGCUUUAUUACUGAACUCUGUUCUUUACAGUACAACUAUUUACCCAAAACUCCUGAUUGACUUUUUAUCUGAUAAACAAGUCACAACAUAUUCAGCCUGUCUCUUUCAGUUUUUUAUGUUUUACACUCUAGGUGGUUCAGAGUUCUUUGUCUUGGCUGCCAUGGCCUAUGACAGAUAUGUGGCAAUAUGUAAACCUCUGCAAUAUCAUAUUAUCAUGAGAAAAACCACUGUGAGUAUUUUUCUGAUCAUAGCUUGGCUUGUACCUGCUUGUCAUAUUGCAGUCCAAGCAAUAGGGAGUGCUAACAUUAAACUGUGUGACUUUAAUAUAAAGGGAAUAUUUUGUAACAAUGCAGUUUACACUCUUCUGUGUGAAAGAUCAAGAUUAAUUACCAUCUUUGGUGUGGUUGCUUUACUAGAUCUUGCAGUACUUCCUAUGCUCUUCAUAGUUUUCACUUAUACAAAAAUAUUUAUAGUCUCUUAUCAAAGAUGUAAAGAAAUUCAGAAGAAAGCUGCAGAGACUUGUUUACCCCAUCUUUUAGUUUUAAUCAGUGCCUCUGUGUUUUUUGUGUAUGAUGUAAGCAUAGCUCGGGUGGAAACAAAUUUUCCAAAAACUGUACGGAUAGUAAUGACAUUACAAGUAGUUCUGUAUCAUCCUAUUUUUAACCCAUUCAUCUAUGGACUCAAAAUGAAAAAAAUUUCAAAACACCUGAAAAGGUUCUUUUCCAGGCCACAAUCAAUCCUUGCAUUAAAAGUAAAUGCCUAG
This is a messenger RNA of Haplochromis burtoni (Burton's mouthbrooder), 948 nucleotides long. RefSeq names its product olfactory receptor-like protein OLF4. Gene Ontology annotation, cellular component: membrane. Gene Ontology annotation, biological process: G protein-coupled receptor signaling pathway. Bases 1 to 948 code for a protein of 315 amino acids. The transcript has a single exon. The record is from RefSeq and is a predicted model, not a curated record. Gene Ontology annotation, molecular function: olfactory receptor activity; G protein-coupled receptor activity. Lineage: Eukaryota; Metazoa; Chordata; Actinopteri; Cichliformes; Cichlidae.